UCGGGACUCGUUCAUUCGUUCAGCCGCAUAAGCGGAUCUGUUAGACAGCAGGCCUGGCUAACGAGAUCCCCGGUAAUCCCAUCGCAUUCUAAGGUGCUCCGUAACGACGUCGCGAAGAGUCCACCUUCGGAUGGGAAGUGGGAGACACCAAUAGCCUCAGGAGAUGCCCCCCCCAUCGGGACAGCGUCAUCUCUGCCACUGCGGCAGAGGCUUUCUACGCAAAGAACACCUUCGCCGCCACCAGGCUAUACAUAGCAGUCCCUCUUUUACGUGUCAUGUGUGCUCUCGAUCGUUUAGUCGCAGUGAUCUUCUUCGCCGCCACCUAACAUUACACGAUGGCCCUGCUCACUCAGAUUCUAAACGGGUACGGGCUUGUGAUGCUUGCCACGCCAGCAAGAUCCGAUGUGACGGAGGCACUCGAUGCUCUCUAUGUACCAAGCGAGGCAUAGACUGUGCUUUCACAAGAGGGCCUGGACCCAAUGGCGCAUCUAAUUUGCGACGAAGGAGCGUCUCUUCCUUGCCAUUAGCUUCUAAAUCGAAUUCGCCCGAUCCUCCCACGCCCAGCAUACAGACCUCAGACCCCAAAGACACUCCCAAACCUGAUAUAAGCCAAGUCAUCUACACGAAUAUAGUGGCCCCCAUCACUCAGGGAACACAGCAUCCAGAUCCAUCCAUCGCCACAGCGGGAUUGAAACUAAUCCUCAAUGUUCUUUCCAAUCCUCUCUCUUCAGAAGCGUUGUCAAGAAAUCAACUACAGCUGCCCCCGGAGGUAGAAAAAUGGUCCUCGGAAUGUAUAAAAGCAUACAUGAGACAUUUCCAUGACCGGUGGCCCAUAUUGCACAUCCCGACUUUUGAGCGGGAAGUAAUUUCCAUCGGGCUGCGAAGUACUGUCAUCAUGAUAGGCUCCUGGGUGCAGAACGAGACUGCAGGCAACAGCAUCGUAUUUGAAAUCCACAGCAACCUUGUUAAAACCCUCCUCGCUGAUCUUACGGAGACUACUGUCGAUCCUGCCGGCGUCUGGCCCAUCAGGACCCUUCAAUCAGCCUUGUUGAAUGUCAUCUUUGCAUUUGAAAGCGGAAACGAGAAACUCAUGAAGAAAGCUCGCCUCCUGUACAGCCUCCUUGUCACCGUAUUUCGCCAGCUCAAGGUCUUCAACGCCGAAGCCGUAGAGCAUCAGAUCAGGAUCCACUUCAGCGGCGACUUCCCCCCAUGGGCGUUUGCCAUGAAAGAGAAGUGGAAAAGGCUUACCACCACUCUCUUCAAACUCGAUACAUACAUCUCGCUAUUAACGCAACAACCACCAUCAGUCCAACGCGAAGAAAUGAGUCUCGGAUUAACUUCCACAUUCGCCUUAUGGAACGCCCAUGGUCUCGAUGUCUUCUUUAGGAGAUGGCCUUCCGAGCCCUUAGAACGAUCCUCGUACAAGAUAUGCGAUCUCGCGUUGGGAUCGCACCAGCCAAUCUCACCCGUCAUGCUAGUUGAAGACAUACAAAUACGCAUGAUGGGUGUGACCAACUACGUUUGGAUCCUUAGCAAGAUGCGAGGGAACCCGAAUCCGGCACUGUGCGCAUCUGCCGACCAGAAAGAACUAAUAUCCGCCCGUCUAAAGCGCUGCAAGCUACAACUGGACGGCAUGACUGCCUUGUGGAUGGAUCCAGAGCAACACAAGAUGCAUAUUGAAUUUCUCCUCAGGGCUUAUAUGGGCUCGGAAGAGCCCUUCCACGAGGAUUGGGAAAAGUACUCACGGGGCCGAUUCUUUUCCUACGUCUUCAGCGCCACCAUGAUGUACCACCUCCUUAGCAUGCACAUCUACGCCGAUGCCCAAAGCUAUAUGCAAAAUCUCCCAGGCAUCACAUCAAGCUUGGCCCCUUGCGGCAUCACUCUCAUGUAUCCUCCAAAUACUGCUGAGAUCAAGGAGUGGGCGACGUCCAUGGACAGCAGAAUUGCAGUCUCGCAUGCCAUCUUCGCAUACCGCAUCUAUGGCGGCCACAUUUCUCCUUCUGAGCUAAAAGAAGAAGUCGUCGAUCCUAUUGCCCACAUGACUAUCGCGGUGGGGGCUGGCAUUUUAUGGACAUGGAUACAGAACAACGGCAUGACGUGCACUUGCGAUUGCAUGAAUGUGCCGCUCGUUGACGGGCUGGAUUUUGGCUUUGUGUGCCUAGAGACGGGAAAGAGCCCCGAAGUAGAAAACUGGAUACGAAAUGGCGGCAACAUCUGGCUGCAUGGAAUUCAGUUAUGUAAGUGCAAUGUAGAAGUUUGGCUUUCGCCGUUUGCUGCGAUACUAUCGGAAGGAGCGAGGAAAUGGGAGAUUGGAAACGCAUUUGCGCAGAAGCUGUGGCAUCAGCUUGGACUUCAGCGAUCUGUUUAGUAUUAGUAGGAACCUCGUGAAGCUGGGAUAAGGGAGUUGCUAUUUCAUAGUAGAGCAUUGUACAAUUCACAAGGGAGCAAAGAAUCCGGAAUGUACAUAAUUGAGUUAUAUAAACUCACCAUGUAAAUGAUAGGCGCUAGAUAUACGUUAUUGAUGGAUAAUGGCAAAAACAUAUAAAACGUAUAACCAAACGUGCCAUUGCCGCCUUAGAAAUAAUGACAAAGC
Molecule: messenger RNA, 2593 nt
Organism: Trichoderma asperellum CBS 433.97
Lineage: Eukaryota; Fungi; Ascomycota; Sordariomycetes; Hypocreales; Hypocreaceae
Source: RefSeq, a predicted model, not a curated record